AUGUCGUCGCCCUUCUCAAUAAACGGCGGCGCCUGCGUCGCCAUGGUGGGCAAGGACUGCGUCGCCAUCGCCUGCGACCUGCGCCUGGGCCUGCAGGCCCUGACCGUGUCCAACAACUUCCCCAAGAUCUUCCAGUACGGCGAGGGCGUCUUCCUCGGCCUGACCGGGCUGGCGACCGACGUCUCCACCGUCGCCGACCUCUUCCGGUACAAGGUCAACAUGUACCGCCUGCGCGAGGAGCGCCACAUCGCGCCCAAGACCUUCGCCAACCUCGUCUCGAGCUCCCUCUACGAGCGCCGCUUCGGCCCCUACUUUGUCAGCCCCGUCGUCGCCGGCCUCGAGCCCAAGACGGGCCAGCCCUUCAUCUGCGGCUUCGACUCGAUCGGCUGCAUCGACUUCGCCAAGGACUUCAUCGUCAGCGGCACGGCGACGGAGCAGCUGUUUGGCAUGUGCGAGAGCUUGUUCGAGCCCGAUCUGGGCCCCGAUGAGCUGUUUGAGACCAUCUCCCAGGCGCUGCUCAACGCCGUCGACCGAGAUGCCCUGUCUGGCUGGGGUGCACACGUCUACAUCAUCGAGAAGGACAAGGUCACGAAGCGGUUACUCAAGGGCCGUCAGGAUUAA
This is a messenger RNA of Thyridium curvatum, 621 nucleotides long. RefSeq lists its product as uncharacterized. The transcript has 4 exons. Lineage: Eukaryota; Fungi; Ascomycota; Sordariomycetes; Thyridiales; Thyridiaceae. The coding region runs from base 1 to 621 and encodes 206 amino acids. Gene Ontology annotation, biological process: proteasome-mediated ubiquitin-dependent protein catabolic process. The record is from RefSeq and is a predicted model, not a curated record. Gene Ontology annotation, cellular component: proteasome core complex; proteasome core complex, beta-subunit complex.